Pocillopora meandrina is the source of this 25973-nucleotide messenger RNA. The record is from the annotation of a GenBank genome assembly. Lineage: Eukaryota; Metazoa; Cnidaria; Anthozoa; Scleractinia; Pocilloporidae.
AUGGAGUGGAUUUUUCUAAGAAUUCUCGCAGUAUUCUGUACUUUAAGGACGGUCUGUUUUGCCGCAAACGGUGAUUUUACAUCAAGAACCUGUCAGCUACCAAAAUUUACUGGAAAGGGCUAUGUAGCAUUUACUGGAGAAAUAACGAGGCUGUUUCUUGAGAAAAAUAACCACAUAACAGCUCGAGUUUACGUGCGAAAUGUAUUUCGCAGGGACGCGCAUUUAGGUAGCGUUUCCGAUAUAAAUGCCAUCGAAAGAGCGUCAUCUUGUGAUCACCGACACAAACUGGAAGACGUGAGACUUUGGGUUGCUAAACGGCACUCCAGCGGAUUUUUGACCGCAGUUGCUUCUUUGCCUGUCACGAUGAAUAUGAUAGAUGAAGUCCUCAGAGCACUCCCAGGUACGGAAUACUAAUAGAAUAACUCGCGCAUUGGUAUGCGAUUUCUCUAAAAUAACACGGCUAUGCGCUGUUGACUUAUGUAAUAUCGAAUGUGAGAGAUAACCUUCGCCCAAUUUUAUUGCAUUGCAUUCAAAAUUUGUCAUUCCUUAUUCCUUACUCAUCCACGUUCGAACUUUGUUUCAAAAAUGAUAGUUUUUAAAAUUUUGUCUGGUUACGAUUUUUUUAAACAUUGCCAAAAAGGUCGCACGAAAAAACCAAAAAGUUUUAAUCUAGAGACGCAUGUUUAUGUACCCUGUGAGUAACUGAUCCUUACACGAUUCAGCGAAAGAGGUCAGGGACUGUCUAUAAAGGGCGACUGCACCCAAUCCGCAAAUUAUGGAUAACUUUGAAUGAGUCGUUCAGUCUAUCGUCGUUGAUAGAGUUUUUUUAAAACGGAAACUGAGAAUCUUGGCAUAUGAUGAAUGGCAGCGGCUAAGGGAUUGAAGGUUUGAUCGGAAAUUACAGUGGCUUCUUGAUUGUUAAGAAAAUUGGAAAUUUUAGGGCUGCAUGGCAGCGGCUAAGGGAUUGAAGGUUUGAUCGGAAAUUACAGUGGCUUCUUGAUUGUUAAGAAAAUUGGAAAUUUUAGGGCUGCAUGGCAGCGGCUAAGGGAUUGAAGGUUUGAUCGGAAAUUACAGUGGCUUCUUGGUUGUUAAGAAAAUUGGAAAUUUUAGGGCUGCAACGGUCAAAUCUUGUGACUUCCACCAUAUAAAAUAUAAUAACAAAAUAUCACACUUUUUCCUCAAAGUCUUCAAAUAAUGAGUGAUUAAUUAACUGUCACAGUUACUGUAUAGUAAUGCAACGUGCCUUCGGAAGCAGAAACGAAAUACAGAAUUAACGACAAAAUAAAUAUGUAACUACAUAUGCAUCAAUGUGAAAGAUGACCUUUUCUUUAAACAUUGGAAAAAAUGAGAUAUGGACAUUCGAGAAUAUCAGGAAAUCUCGCCGGAAGUGAAGAUACAAUUGAUAUUGCAUCAAGCUAUGAAUUAUUCAUUUGAUCAGGCACACAUUAUUUGCAUUCUAAAAGCCUCUCGCUGAUUGCAUCCUUUUUGAAAGGUUUCAAAAUUUUUGUUGUAAGGAAACGUAAUAAUUUCUGUAUUGUUUGAACUGACUCAGUACACUCUUACAGAUUGCCGAUGAACGAGAAGUGUUCAGCUACUCACAGGUCUCAAUUUUUUUUUUUUUUGCCUCAGGCUAUAAAUUUCAUGCAAAGAGGAUAAAAAUAAGCGUGAAACGGGAAACAUGCUGUCUUUCCUGUCUUGUUUACAUCAAAACAAAUUCUUAGCAGAGGUGAAGCGCGUAUGAAGUUCCCCCCCCCCUUCUUUCCCGCUUUGUGACCAGGUAUAUUACAAUGCGAUCUGGGAACGAGACCAAAGACGUGUGCGUAUGGGAUAAGAGGCUUAGCAAACGGGUGGGUCAGAUUAGGAUCAUAGUUUGGUUUUUUAUCUAUGUCAAACUAAAUAUUGAAAAGCCAUUUUGAAGCCAUCGUUUCAAACUUCGUGAUGCAGAAAAAUAUAAUAAAAUUUCUUUCUAAAAUCGAAAUUUUGACGUGUGCUAGUUGGCGUAUAGAUCAUAUCUUGGAUACAGGAUCUUCAUUUGCGUGAUACAGAAAACUUCAGAUUGUCUUUUUUUCGCACGUUUUCUCAGCGAAGAUUCUAGUCAGGGAGAACAGUCUAAGGGUUGCAUGCCAGGAUUAUAUAUUCUUUUUGACUCAAAGUCCUCCGUAAUUGCAGCGUUUAAACUUGUCAUUAGAGAUCAGACCUGAUCAAGCGCUUUUGAGACUAAAACAGACUUUAAGCCUUACUGGGGUGGUAUAUAAAACACAGUUAGUGUUAAUUUUUUUUAAUCUUCUGAAAUGCCGCCGUGCUAUCCAUACGCAAAAAGAUAUUCCUGAUCUCAUUUCACCUCUUCUGUAACAAUAUCUUAAAAUUAUCUUUGUUUAUUUUUUGUCCUUCCGACGAUAAGUCGUGUUAACACGAAUGUUUUAAUUCCUCCGGUGGUGGUAAGUAUCAAUCGUGUUUCAAAAAAGCAAAACUUGCGCGCAAAUACGUAAUCCUCUUAGCUCCUACUUUUUUAAACUAAACUCAGCGGCGGAGUGAACUCAGUUUCGGCAAAAGAGAAAAUCAUUCCAUUGAAACGAAGGGUUUCUUUUCGAAACCAGGCUGAACAAUAUCGAAUGUUUCUUAUUAUUAUUUCCUUGACCUGCCUAUGUCUAUGUUCUAUGUGCGAAAUGUAAAUCACUGUUAAGUAAGAGACCCCUCUCAUGGUUUAUCAUUAAAGUCGCCUUUGAACCAAACGUACACUUUUCAGGCGCGAGCACGGAAGCUCAAAAAUGACUGAGUAGUUUGCGAUUGAAAUCUUACAUAAACAGUAAUUAGUUUGUUUAUAGAAAUCAUAGCUUUAUCCAAGGCAAAUUUUUGCAUGGACUGAACCAAGCGUUGCGUGCGCGCAAAUAGUUGAUAAUGAGAGACUGCAGCUUAUCAUGCCCCGAUAAGCUGUGGUGGUAACAUUUUUUUAUUAAAGAGGUGAUUGGUAAUCAAUUGCUGCGUGUACACAUAACUGCCGGGCCUUAAAUUACUUCCUGAGGGGAUGUACGUGGGUUUAAGGACGGUGAGGAGGGGUAGUUAAGUCCAAGAAAGCUGAUAACCAGACUAAACAAAAAUUAAGUCCCUCGUAACGAGCCAUGGCAGUUUUGAGCUAAAUGUACGUUUUCAUUUUUUAGUUUUUCAAUAUUCUUUGAAACAUCAUGAUAAAUCUAAUGGGGAAGUUACGUUAUAAAAUUUCACAUAGGGAAAGCCCAAGUAGGGCAGCCCAAGAACGUUUUAAGUCUAAUAAGUGUGGUUAUAAUGACAGUUUAUGAUAUGAUUCGCGCCUUUUCAAACGGUCAAUAGAGAUUAUAUCGAGUUAUACAAGCCAGAUGCAAUGUGGCAGGGGUGGCCGGGGUAGUAGUUUUUCUGAUGCAGGAUGUACAAUUUUCUUAUUCUCAGAUGAUUCUUUCGACAAUGGCAAAUUGUUAGCUUUCCAACAAGGGAUAGAACCAUGCAACGAGAGUAACUGUCGAUAUGGCGGAGUGUGCGAAGAAGAUUCCAACGGGCGUUCUCAGUGUCUGUGCAGGAUAUACUGUGCCAGACAGUAUGAUCCAGUUUGUGGAACUGAUGGUAAGACGUACAACAACCCAUGCCUCAUGAGAGCGGCUAGCUGUCAGUAUCAGAGGGAUAUCACGCGACUUCGUUACGGGAAGUGUGGUAAGUUUGAGAGCUGGUACAUGGUCCGAAGCUCGUGAUGCAGGAGCUCUUCCCUUUGAAGCGCGUUAGCGGAGCCCCUUACCUAAGGAAAAGUUGAUCAACCUCGGGAAAAACACGCCGUGACUUGACGGUUUACAUCUGUAUGAAAAUUGCAUUUCGCGUAAGCGAGAAGCUGGAAGAAACGACGUCGGACAAUGCAACUUCAGGGAAAUUUUAUCACACCAAAGGGCAUCAAAAUUUUAAGCAAUUCGAGUCCCCGUUUAAGGCUGGCUAAAUCUUUAUAUCAUUCCUUAGCCCAGGGUUAGCUCAAUGAAAUGGAAGUAGUUUCAUCUUGGUUAUUAAGUCCCACAAUCACAUUAAAGAGUGAUUUCUUCCCAGGUUUUCACCCUCCAUACGUAGCAGUAAGAGAUUAUAAUCUCUUAAUACUAAUUGGAAGAACCCGGGAAUGAAUCUCUACAGCUGUUGCCGACUUAUUUUCAUCUUAAAGGGGCCAUGAAACAGUGUAGGCAUCAACAUCGACCUUUUUCUACCGCUAGCUUCGAAAUGCUCAGAUGUAAUAUUAGGGCGAUAUACAAAUAAGUUGUAGGCUUCCUUCUUUACUCGCAGAAUUUCAAGGCCAGAGGAAUUUUCUUGGGUGUGGCAUAGCCAAAAAUGACUUCAGUGGAAGCCCUCUAACUAGAACUCCCAUAACUCGAGCCCCUGGUAACUUUAACAAGAUCCGAUUUCCCUUGACACAUUUUUCUGUCAUUUGCUAUCAGCUAACUCGAACCGUCGCUAAUUCGAACCAUUUUCUGUUUCCCUCAGGAGUUUGAGUUAGCGGGGUUCUACCAUUGCAAGAAAACUAUUUACAGAGUAGUUGUUAUUCGCCUUUAAACUUUGCAGGUGCUACGAGUUGUCUUGGGUUGAAAAAUGCCGGUGUCGCCGCCACAGAUGGUGAAUAUCUCAUAUAUGUACGCUCAAAGUGUAACACGCCAAUGAAAGUCUAUUGUCACGGUAUGAAUACUAGUACCCCCAAGGAAUUUGUCACGUUGCCAGCCGGAGUUCAGAACAAUUACGCCUAUAUUUACGCCAAAAGGCUGCCUCACAGACCUUAUUCCGCAAGGUAUCGAUGUUCAGGAAAACCCGGACCUAUGAAUUACACCGAAGCUGGAUUGACGAAGUUCCGCAAAGUUCGUGUGGAUCUCACGAGAAUGGCGAUCAUCCCCGACGAUUAUACGUUUGCUAAGUCGGAUCCUUUCGGCAGGAGAAUCGCGUAUGGAACAGCUGGUGACUGUUUCUCAAUGCAUUUUGGUGGUAACUGCAGAAGGGGACACUUUAAAAUUGACCUUACUCGUACAGGCCUGCGCUUGAAGUCGUCUACUGAGUGGCAGGCGCUUGGCUUCCCACCAGGAAUAGAAAUGCAUGAGUACAAAAAAUCUAAGGAUGGUACAAUGGUGUCUGCUAAGUGCGGAGGAUGGUGCGGACGAUGUAGACCUAAUGGAGAAAUGUUACUUGAGCAGACUGUCUGCAAGCAAGAAGAAAGUAAGCCGAUAUCUUCCAUUAAUAUACCCUGAAUUAAAAUUAUAUAGUUUGUAACGUCACCGAAGCUUUUGUUAGUGGUUAAACUUUUUUUUUUCAAUUUAAUGCGUUUUUUUUAUGUUUUUAAAAAACAUCGAUUUCCAUUGAAAACUGUUUUUUUUUUCGUGUAGCUCAGGGUAGCACUUGGUUAUGUACCUACCCUUCUUUAUUCCGGACAAAUCCUUGUUUCACUGAAGUUCCAGUCCAGUUUUUCCCAUGAAACCCGAGAGAGACUGGGAGCUCUAAAAGUCAUACAUGAUGGCAGUGUGUUUUGCCAAUGUCGUGUCUUGCGGUUUUAUUAUUUUUUUCUUAAGAAAGGCUUCAUUCUAUCCUCGAAUCAGUUUGUUGGGAUUCAGGUUUGAUUGGUCAAAUAUAUUGAAUGUUUCGAAUUUUUAACUUGGAAUCAGAGGAUGUAAUAUUGCGAAACAUGAAAGACCAUACCCAGAAAAAAAAUCACUCUCAGGAAAGAUCUUGCAAUAAAUAUUUUCAAACGCUGUAUUUUCAGCUUUACUCAAUACAUUUUCUUUGUUAUAACGUUAUACUAUUGACCCAAUGAAAAUCUUAUAAUCGCACUCACUUUUUCUCGAUUAUCCCAUUUUCUAUUUGAUGUUGCUGAAAGAUCACUAUUAUGUACUAACUAAUUCAAUGUUUCCUUUUCUUAGAUCCCUGCCAGUCUAUUGUAUGCGAAUUCUACUCUAUUUGCCGCCGAUCCAUAGAUGGUUACAGCCAUGUGUGUGAAUGUCCUUCGAACUGCUCCAAAGGGAAUUCACCGGUGUGUGGAAGUGAUGGAAAGACUUAUGAGAAUGAAUGUGAACUUCAAAGGGAAUCUUGCACCAAGAGAAAAACGAUUAAAGUUAAAACCAUGACAGCAUGUGGUAUGUACCUCAUUAGAAUUACGUUCUCUUCACUCUUUGGUUCGAUUUGGGUUUGAUUAAAAUGAAAAGAAACCUCUUGCGUUUUCUCAUACGACCUUCAUUUUAGUGUCAUUUAGCAUUGGUAAGGGAAAGGGGUUGGUUUGGGCAAGGGGAUAGACUUUGGUGAAGUUUGAGGGUUGAGAGGUGAGAUGUCUAAAGUGAGAGUUCAGAGGUCAGGGGUCAAACAGGAGGGAUAAAUUGUAGGAUUUCCUUGCUAAGACAAUCUGUUAGAGGAGAAUAUACUCCAAAAAAAAUCCUAACCCUGUCCCAGACUUGGUGUUUCCUCAUGCAUUUUUUCAAUAAUCCUUUACAUCCUAACAUCAGUUUGCAUAUUUGAAUUGUUUAAUAAUCAAGGGUUUUAUUAGUUGCUGAUCAUUUCCUUAAUUCUUAUGACCCUAAUGCUUGAUUGAAGGGUGAUAUUGUAAGAAGAAUUUAGAUGCAAGUCACUGUUUUGGGUGUAAAGGUUAAAGUGGAUUUUCAAGCAAGCUGAGCUGCAGUUUAAGCAAUUGCAGAAAAGAAGCCUGAUUUAAACCUGUUCCUCCUGAAGACUAGUUGGGUGUUUCCUAUGUGUACCAACUGAGCUAUGAGGCCACAGUUGGGAGCAGGGCUCAUGUUGCAUUUAUAAAAAUGGUCUUUGAUAUUAGACUGAUCUGCUUUUAGGAGUAAAACAGCCUGUUCACCUCAUGUUUGGCAUUGAUACUGCAACGAUGAAUGAGCCCAAGUAUGUCCUGAAAAUCAAAGAAUUCUACAAGGAACUUGGAAACAGAUUCCGCAUCCCUGAACAAGGAAUAGCUCAUGGAUUUUUGAAGUUUGAUCUAAGUGGCACAGCAAAGAUGGAUUUUGUAACAUUUUACAACUAUGUUACCUUACCUGCAUAUAUCAAUGCACUGCAGAGCAUUGACAAAAAGACAACACUGGAUGAGGCAAUGAGAGAUUCUGUUCCUGGUCUCUUGUAUAGGGUGGAGUAUGAUAACAGAUUGAGAUAUAGUCAGUUCCCCAAGGUAUGGCAUUUACAUGUUUUCCUGGUAUAGUUUGUGCUUGAAUUUAAUGGAUAGCUGUUAGUAAGAGCAAGUAGUUGUUAAAAAAUCUGCUUCCUUCAUCUUGUUUUAUUCAAUUAGGAAGAAAAAAUAGCACAAAUUGAAAUUCUAUCAAAGAAAUUUUCAAUUUUUCAGUGGAAUCAAAUACAUAAUUUACCUGUAACAGGUUUAGGUGUGUCAAUCAAUUCCACAUGCAGAAAUUUCUUAGAAGUUUGUUUAAAUUUCAUGGAAUGCUUGGGGUAACAGCAAAAAGCAUUAUAGUACUGUUUAGAAGACUGCAGCAGUAGUGGCAAGUUGAAACAAAAAACAUUAAAAAGAGUUAACUUGACUGAUUAAGAUAAACAAACUGUAAACAAACAAUGAAUACAAAUGAAGCAAAAAUGUAAAAAAUGCUUACAUUUAUAACACCUAAUAUAUAACCGCAAAAAAAUGGACCUCUAAAACAGAGAAUUGUGCUAAGUGUGACUAUUGGUUAAUUGACUUAAAAAGUGAUUAUGUGUUAAAGGAACUGGCUUUAAAUACAAGAGGACUCUGAAAUAAUGUGCGGUGUGUGUAACUGACAAAGAGAAAUGCUAAAAAUCUUUAAAAAAAGACACUAAUGAGGAGGUAUGAAAAAAGGAAAAGAACAAAAAAAAUAAUUAGCAAGCUCUUAGAUCUUACACUUGGGCAUUUUAACACUUGGGAGGCUAUUGAUUGAAGGCAGUUAUUUGCAGGUCUUUGGCUUGUGGCUAAUGAUGAGUGAGAAAAUUUGCUAUUAUACUGAUUAUUUCUUUUACUUUCAGGCUAUUGUGCUGAUAACUGAUGGAAGUCGUGUGACUUAUCCUCAAGGCCUCAUAGACAUGUCCAAUGCAUUAAAGGAUGCAGGAAUCAAAGUAGUAGUGCUUCUUGUUGGAGAUGAAGAUAAUGGACUUGAUAAUGUGAAAUCCAUUGCUUCAGGGGAGGAUUUCAUUUUGACCGUAGGGUCACUGAAUCGACUGAGAGUGAUGUUACAACCAACUGUGGACAAGAUAUUAAAAGGUAACUCGUCUAUCAUUGUUUUAAAGAUCUUAUUUUGAUGGGAAAUUAUUUAGGAAAAGUGCAAGGUUAGUGAAGUGGUCUGCUGAAGAAACUUUCCCCAUAGGGAGAUUUCUCUAUCGGUAAUAGAACUGAGUGAUUAAUAAUUUGUUUGAGAUCACUUGUGUGGUUUGGAAAUCAAACUAGUGCACCACAUAAGCUUGAAUUAAAAAAGCAAGUAACUAUAAAGUUGAACUGCCUCUAUAAUACAGGCCAUUGGUCAGUAUCAAUAUUUUAUUGAUCUAACCACCAAAAAAAAACCAGAAAGAAAAAAAAAGGGCGCAAAAUCGGAGAUCUGACUGGUUGUCUUGUUUUAGUGUUUCUCUCUCAUUGAGCAGGAGAGAGGAGCAAUUUUUAGCAAAAGUUUCACUACAUGUCAAGUUUGCCAUGUUUUAAUCUCGUAUUACAUUGUCUUUCCCAGAUCUUGACGAUUGUCGCUGGAAACGUUGUCAUUUCUACUCAAAGUGUGUCAAAGGUGAUGUGGCAAAAUGUGAGUGCAACCUGGUGCCUAGUAAUGUCAACCGCCCAGUCUGUGGCUCGGAUGGUCAGACUUACAAAAACCUGGUUGCCCUGCAACUGGUGGCUUGUCAAGAACAAAGGUGGAACAAAGGUGGAUUGUGCUACGAGACAUACAGCAAAAAGAUAGGAAGGUGCUAUUAAUGGUAAGUUUAUAUCCUAUUUUUGGCAAUUAGAAUUUUUUGUCAUCCGUGUGGUUUGUUAUAGUCAUUAUUGACGCAAAAAUCUUAUUACACAUUCUCUUACUAUCUGGAAUGGAGACAAAAAAAUAUUAAUUUCUCUCUUUUUUAAUAAGGUUAAUGCGGAAAAGAGCUUAAAUUGGAUUAUUCUUCUCUAGAUAGGAGGGUAAAAUUGUGAAAGAAGAGGGAAUAGGCGUCAUGCCCAGUCAUAAAAGCAAAUAUUAAAAUUGAAAGGAAACCUCCCAAUUUCAACAAUCCAAAAUACGGGUCAAGAAUUGACGACGACGAUCCAUUUAACACAUGUCGUGUGUUUUUCAGACCCAGGUUGUGAUGAGCUGGAUUGUAAAUAUUACUCGUAUUGUUUGGUGCCGCCAUCUGGAAUAGCCACGUGCACCUGUCCUGAUCCAAAUGCCUGCGGUGAUUCCAAGAACCGAGUGUGUGGCACGGACGGGCUGUCGUACGAUAACAUCUGUCAGCUGACUGCAGCUGCUUGUGAGAGGUACCAUGAGGUUAGAGUACGGCAUGGUGGACUGUGUAUACGUAAGUUGCGUUCUAUAAAACAAGUUAAAUUAUGUACGUGUUUUGAUGGUUCUUACUUAUGAUCUGUUGAAGGACAGAUGCAUAAGUGAUGUCACCGUGAACAGCUUUUUGCUUCUUUAUAUUAUUAAAAAAGUAGAUUCUUUGUUGCCCUGGGUCUGAUCAGUAAUAGAUGACAAUAGACAUCAAAAUGUGGUAAUAACAUUAGUAAUAUCUCCUCUCAGCCCCCACAUGUUGACCUCAUCUGUGAGCUAUUACUGAACAGACGCUCGGUAACAUUGACAUGGAAUCUGUUUGAUAUUUUGGCAGCCGAGUUUUGUUUCAGUACAUAGAGGAAGUUUCACAACGGGAUUUGAUCGUCGUGAUUUCACCGUGAUGAUGUGUGAUCACGCAUUUCUGCGAAGUUUGCUGGCCUGCCGGAUAGUCCUUUUUGGAAAAAAAGAAAACACUUCACAUUUACAGUCGCUAUGUCCCCAGCUUCGGGAAUAAAUGAAAACCGCCACUCUGUCAAGGAAACUUGUUCAAUUCUGGGCGCCUUUCUGUAGUGGACCAGCAUACCAUACGGGAGGGGUGGCGAUAAAUUUCAGGGGUGUAGCAAAGGGGGGUGGGGUUAGAUGCCCGUGGAUCCCUCUGUGAAGUGAGAUUAUUAUAUUUAAAGGAUACACUUACAGCCAGGCUUCUUUUUUACUAUCACCUAAGGACUCUUCUCCUCUUUAUCUUUCUCUGUGCACAAUCAAGUUUUGUUCGUAGCCAUGUAGCAAAGAUCGUCAUGUGCAACUGGAAUCAGGAGAUAUUUACGUGAUCGAAAUUUUUACAUUUCAAUGACUGGAGUCAUUUAUGGCGACAUGUUAUACCUGGCUAUUCACACUCAAGUGGACUGAAGAAUUUAGUUUUAUAAUGUGUUUUGUAAUUAAGUCGCUCCCGUUUCAUUAAGUUAUAAAACCUUUUCUCGGAAACUGGAGAUAAAGUAGUCACACUUAGUUCGACAUGAAAAAAAAUUAAAAAAAAAAAUGGCCCUCGGAGGUCUAUCGCAUUUUUAACUUGGCAGCGUACAAACCUGAUGAUUUAAGGGUUGAAAUAUGCGAAUCCGAGGAAUAUACGUGGAAUCAAUGUUGUCUUGCGCUAGACAUUCCAUUUGCCGGUCCUUCUCACCGCGUCGAUACAGACCCGCCGGUACGCAAAAUAGAGCAGCGAUAUGAGCGAACCCUUGCUCCCUUUUGCAAAAUUUUGAAAACUCUUCCUCUAUGUAACCACUUUGACUCUAUUCCCUUACAUCUUCUCAAUUUGGCUUCCAUUGCGCUGAAAACUAGGCCUCCUUCUUGCCAUUAGUUAGCCCGAAACCAGCGUUCGAUUUCGUAAUUCUCACUAACUAAAUUUGUUACGUUUUAUUGAUAUAGAACAACCGGUGGAUCUUGUCUUUGCUCUGGGAGGAGCAGGCUCCAUUACCUUGGACACAUUUCAGAAACAGAAGGGCUUCAUUAAGCAGUUCCUGGACACGUAUGGUACCUCUGCGCCUGGUGUGCACGUAGCCAUCAUUGACUAUUCCACAGGUCGACUGCUGGCCGAGUUCCAAAACUUCGACACAGACGACCUUAAAGACGAGGUCGACAGGCUGCGUUUAACACGAAGAGGACGAGUGCAAAGUGCUUUAGUGGGCGCAAACAACCAGUUGUUUAGAAAUUCUAAGCUGAUAAGAUCUUACGCGAUUAAAGCAUUGAUUAUUUUGACAGGAGAGGGCACGAAUGAAGCAGACGCAACGUUACGUAAUGCUGCGUCACCUUUGAAAAACCAAGGAGUUAGGAUAGUAGCGGUGGCUGUUGGCAAAAACCCCGUGAAAAGGAAGCUGUUGGUCUUUGCUUCUGGAGAAGAAUAUAUUUUUGAUUUCGACGAAAAUAAACAGCUGCCAGCUUUGGUGCCAAAAGUAUAUGAAGUGAUUAUAAAAGGUUAGUUUUAAUGACAGUUUGUAUAAUUCGGUAAUUUUUCGUUGUCCGUUAAUUCCCUUAUCUUGUUACCGAAAACUGCCGCGUAAAAGCCUCCCCCAGACUAAGGGCCAAUCUACCCGUAAUCUUAAAAAAGACAUCCGAUUAUAAGCACCCCCCUCCUCUCUUUAAGAAAUUAGAACUCUGCUGUUAACACUUCAACUCCCAAGAACUCAUUAGUAAUUCUCUUUACUGUUUGACAUACAAUUCUUACGAUGUAAAUUUGGAGAAUUUGGUAUUGAAUCAACUAAUGAUAUUUUACUUUAUUCUCUUCACUUCUAUGCUUGAUAUUGUGUUGAUAUCGUAAAGAGAAAUUCUCUUGGUCACUCAUGGAGGAUAAAGGGUUUAUUAGACAUUAAAAUUUUGAUCAUUGGAGAGCAAAGAUAAAGUUCAAGAGAAAAGUCGGAAAUUCCGUUUUGUUAUGUUCCAGUUUUGUUCUUGUUGUUAGUUUUAAUUCCGUUCCAAAUGCGUGAAAUGAAUUCGAUAUUUAAUGAAGUUUAAUUAAGAACCAGUGAAAUUAAAAACGUAUUUUGAUCAGCAUUGCCAUUACUCGACUCGGAGCACUUUUUCUAUUCCGCUAAUAAUGCUCCUUGGAUAUAAGCCCCCUCGGAUAUAAGCCUCCUCGGAUAUAAGCCCUCCUUAAACCUCUUGCGAAGUUGUAUAGGCCGAGGGCCUUUAAGCGGCAGUUUACGGUGUGUUGACCAAGAAACCACUGUGGUGAAAUCUGACUGCACUGACGUUACGCUUGUCCGUGUCUUUCUGUAGAUCCGUGCGAGAAUAAGGUAUGUGAGCACUAUGCCCAGUGCGUCUCUUAUGCCGAUGGCAGCACCCAAUGCGCUUGUGAUGAGAAAUGUGCCAAAAUUGAAGAUCCCGUAUGUGGAACCGAUGGUCGGGAUUAUGCUAAUGAGUGUGUUCUGAAGGCGACAGCAUGUCGAGAGAGCAGAGAUGUGGAAGUAGCAGACAAGAAACCUUGCGGAGGUGAACACAAGUACCUUCGAUUUUUUAUUCGUAAUUUUUAGUAAUGGUUUAGUGCCAUCCUUCUACACCUCUAACCCUUAAGUGCAAAUCAUCCAUAUCUCCCGCGUACCUUUAAUCCCCUGAUAUCUCAAACUCCCCUAAUAUCUAAAGCUUUUCCACUCGUAUCGCGAAUCCUCCAACACCUUGAACCACAGUUAUCAUGAACCUUUCGUUUCUCGAACUCCCUUGUCUGUCACGGUCCCCCGUAUCCUGAACCUUCCGCCAUCUCGAACCCAGAGUAUUGCUGCGACCUAGUUUUAUGAUGAACCUUCAGUAUUGUGGGAUCGCUCAGUGAGUGAAAUAUGCCUGUAAGGGAAAGUGUUCCAUUUUCCAAUUCAGUUUUAACAUGUGAACUGACAACCCUACGUGUGUUUGACAUCGCCAAUCAGAUGCUGACAUGUCACUCGCCUUUCACGCUUCUCUCAUUAAGACAGUCGAUUUCUCUUAUCAGUAAAAAACUAAGGAGUGUACAUAAACAAAACAAUACAUGGUUGCUUGUAGAUAUGAAAUUUCUUUUCUUGCUAUCAACUCGAUUUAUCACUCGUUCGCUGCACUCACUCGGGAAAUAAUGAGUUGAAUACGAAAAGAUAAAUGUCUUAUCUACAAGCAGCCAUUUAUUAUUCUCUAUUUCUCUUUAUCUAGUGGAGAGUCCAACGGGAAUAUUUAAACAAUAACUUACGAUGCUUUCAUCUUUCUUUUAAGCCUGUUUUCACGCGAUGGACAUUGGUGUAGUUUUGGAUUCAUCUCGAAGCGUUGGUUGGGAAAAUUACGAGACCCUUAAACGCUCCCUUGCCAAGCUUAUCGACUACUUCCACGUUUCUAAAGACGGCACCCACUUCGGCUUUCUUCACUAUAAUCAAGACGCCAUAUUGGACUUUGAUUUUGCCAAUUCUGCCUCGCAAAACCCACAGGCGCUAAAGGAGAAGAUUUUGGAAAUUAAUUACGACCCUGGGCGUACACGCACAGACAAAGCGAUUAAAAUGGCAAACGAGAGACUAUUUACUGAAGAAGGCGGAGCGAGAGAGGGUGUGCCGAAGUUGUUGAUUGUACUCACAGAUGGAAAAACCAGCGAUGACUCAGCUCCCUACUCGACAGUUUUGGCUCCUCUAAAGGUCCGGUGAAUUUGUAGCUAAAAGAGCUUUGUGAUUUCGAACAGAGAAACCAAAACAAAAAAGCUACUAUUAGAGCAAUUUAAAUUGAUUUUCAAAAGUAAUCCCAGAUUGCAUUGGUUUUCCUCCACUUCGCUUUGUGAUUGGUUUAGAAAACUCGCGCCCCUCUCUACCAAUGAGAUGCAAAACCAAAACCGAUCACGACUUGAUCAUCGGACGUAUCCCCGCGCUUUAGUCAGUUUGGUUGUUUUUACUUUGAGUCCUCACUGGCUCUUAAAGGUAUUUUCCUUGCUCUGAUAAGCGGUUGUGACUACUUUGGUUUUUGUAACUGCGCUUACUUUUUUUUCUCUCAACUUAACCGAGAGUUUUCAUCCUUCUUUUGAAAGUUUUGACUGCUGUCAGCUAUCUUUUUCAAAACUAAAUAUAUCAUCAUAAGGUGUUAAGUGUGAUAUUGAAGUCAUAGGAUUAAAGCGUGGAGAGUCUUGUCAUUCAAGCGCGCAAAGUAGCUGUGUUAAGAUGGUUCUCAACUCAACUCGAUUCAUUUCCUUUCGCUCAACUCUUCAUUUGAUCUUGCUUUCCUCUUGAUAAGCAGAAAAUACAUUUGAUAAGCUUGAAAUAAAUUCCACAUCCAGAGUAUUAACUUCUGAAAACGUCUCGACCAGUAGAAAAAUCACAACGGGAUCAAAAGUCUAUCGAUCGCAGGUUUAUCAGACCCUGGUUUAUCUUGCGACUGGCUCGCGCUAAGACUAGGUAACAAUAAAGAGAUAGUCCGUAUGGAUGCUUUAACCUCUAAGGGUAACUACCAUCUAAUUUCUCCUUAAAUAUUAUAUCACCCCUGAAUCAAAAAUUAAGGUCACAAGAACAGAGGAAAUAAUCACCAACUAAAGAAGCUCUUGAUUGUUAGACAAAUUCUCCUUGUCAGCAGCUUAGUGAAUGUAUGGAGAACAGUAUGGAGAACAUACAUACUGAUAUUGGGGUGUAGAGGGAUUAAGUCACUGAAUAGGAGUGUUAUUUCCAUUGCAGACUAAAGGAGUGCAAGUUCUGGCUGUUGGCGUAGGAGCUGGGGCUGAUGAAAGUGAACUGAAAACUAUUGCCAUGGGGAAUUCUGAAAAUGUCCUUAAGAUGGGAUCAUUUGGACAGCUUGCAAGAAGUUUGAGAACAGUAACCAAGAAUUUGUGUCAAGGUAUGGAUGAAUCUUGUUUGAAAGAGUUAGUUGGAUGUAACGCAAUAGGCACUCAGAAAUUUUGAACGACCGCAACAACAAAAGCAGCAUCGAAACUGAACAUUACUACCAUAACUACGGUAACAGUGAAGACAAAGAUACCAAAAUAAAAAGAAACGAAUUAUAAACCAGAAAUCGAGCCCAAACAAAGGAAAAAGGCUUUGGUUACUGAUGUUUUUAAAGGUUUGUUACUGAGUACACUUCAAACUGGAUUUACUCCUGGUUUCCGAAAAGUUUUUGUCCGUAGCUGGUUAGACAUUCUUUGAAAGCCAUUGCAGUUCUGAGAUGCUUCUGUUUAAACAAGUGUAACUGUGAAGCUUUUUUUAAUUUUUCCAAAAAAAAAAAAAGUAGUUUUCCUGUAGCCUCGUUUUGAAAGAGUCAGUUUUUAUGGAACUUCAAAGUGUCCUGUUCGACCAGUAAUUAAGGUUAUCUUCGAAAUCACGUGUCCUAGUGUAGACUACAUGCAGUCGCCUUUUAUUUUUGGCAAAGUCUGUCGGGGGAGAAAAAAAAAUAGAAUCAGUGCCGCGCAGAACUCUGGGAGUGAGGUACCUCACUCCGAGAGUUGAGUGCGAUGCGCUAAGAUAAUACUUUUUUCGGCUAAUUUUUUUUUAAUCGCUCGACGGAAUUCGCCGAAAAGGAUGGACUACUUGUAGUCUAGGCCUAUAAGUGUUUCAACAACGACCACAAACACACUUAUUAAUGUCGCUUGUCUAAAUCUGCCUAGGCAUUGAACCACUGAACUUGGUGUUUGCUAUCAAUGCAAACGGACAAAAUUCUAAGAAUUACUUUGGCCGCAUGACCGACACAAUCAACUCAAUCAUCGACUCUUACGGACAGCAAAAAAUCAGAUAUGGUCUUAUUGUCUACGGCAGUAAGGCGGUGCCACGAAUCCAAUUGACAGAGAUAUUUAGUAGCGACGAGCAACUAAAAAUCUUCGUGGAAAUGGUACAGCGGAGUCGAGGCGGAGCGGACUUAGCAGCCGCUCUUGAGAGUGCAAAGGUGAUGUUCAGCGGUGAGAUACCGGAGCGUCGCAAUGUGUUGGUGAUUCUGACCGAUAGCAAAGCGACAGGGGACAGGGCCAAAAUUCAACCCCUUGCGGAUGAGUUACAUGAGAUGCGUGUCAAGGUUAUAACCGUUGCCAUGGGUGAGGAGUCAGAUAGGAGUGAAUUACGGCCUUUAUCUCCCAUGAAAGAUAACAGUGUUAAGGAGGACCCCAAAGAGAGUCCUAAACAACUUGGUGACAGGAUCAUGAGAGAAGCUAUCAAAGGUGAGCAACUUGCCUAAGGAAGUUUUGCGAUGUUUAAAGUUACUCUCCAUCUAUCUUCGGGGGUAGACUUUUCUCAAUGUAUCCCUUAAGGUAAGGAUUAAACCAAGUUACUGCGGCAGUUUCUCCAAUGAGAUGUGGGGAAGGGUGGGGGGGGAUCUUCAAAAAGGUUUGCAGUGGAAUUGCCCUGUGCUUUUGCUCGGUUUGCCUUACUACUCUGCUUGUUUUGUUUUCCCCCACCUACCCCACUCCCCCCUUCCACCCCACAAUUUAGGUUAGUAAUUAUUCCCUACACCAAUUUGUUGGAGUUGUGUUGACAGGUGCCUGGAGGUGAGCUUUGUCUGGGUUGCCAUGGUCACCCCCUCGCUGCAGAGGAGAUCACUGCCUUCCUCUAUAUGGGCAUAGGGUACCCACCCUCCUCUUUUAUUGAUGGAUGUUGUAAUUAUCUCUUUCCUGAGGAACUUGACUGUUUCCUGGGGGGUUGAGAUAGCAGGACGCCUUUCUAGUUUUACCUUGCAAAAUGAAUUUUCUAUUGUGUUUUAAUUUUAAUCAGAAAUGAAGUAUGUGCCUGUGGUGGACCUUGGCUUCGCUCUGAGUGUCUCUUCUUCAGAUGCCAAUAAGAACUUUGAAAAGAUGAAUUCUGUCAUCAAUGCUAUUAUCGACCAGUACAGCGUCAUCCGGAUCAGAUAUGCGGUCGAAGUGUUCGGUAACGACACAAAAACUGUCCUCGAAUUUCAUCAGAGUUUUACCAAUGGAGAUGAUUUGAAACGACAUCUUGCAACGGUCACCCCUGAGUCCGGUGGAUCACGCUUGGACAUAGGACUCAAGGAGGGGGAAGAACUGUUUGAAUCGGAAGGCACUCGUCCUAAUGCACACAAAGUCCUGGUCGUUUUCACAGACAAAAAAUCGACAGGAGAUGAUCAGGCUGCUCAAACUGCUGCCAAAGAGCUGUUGGAGAAGGGUAUUAAAGUCAUUGCCAUUGGGUUGGGUAGCGAAAGCGACAUUACCGAGCUUAAAUAUAUAGCAACAGAUGUACGCCAUGUUAUCCCGGCCAAGAUCACGGAUGACUCAGAUGAAUUGGGUAUUGAGGUCAUGAAUCUGGCUUUCAAAGGUAAUGUAUCUGGGGUCCAUUGUUUUGGAAAGAACGAACUUUUUAAGGGUGUAAUCAAUUUGGUAAAUUCCUAUUGAGCAUUUUCUUAAAUCAGAAUUGCAGUAAUUUCGUGUUUUUCAUAUUCUGUGUUGAAUGUCUCUUCAAAGAAAUCCCAGAUGUACCCACCUUGGACGUAGCCUUCGCCAUUAGCGCCACAGCCACGGAUGCCGAAACUAACUUCAAACUGACGAAAGACACCAUCACAGCCUUUGCUGAUAUGUACGGCAUGUCAAAGAUUAACUAUGCAGUCGUGGCUUAUGGCGAAAAACCAAAAAAAUGGUUUGAUUUCCAAAGCCAACCAUCUGAUUUUGAUGCUCUUAAGCGGACAGUUGAUGCAGUCACUCGAGAGACAGGGAUAGUGGCAUUGGACAAGAGCUUAGAAGAAGCAAGGAGACUUUUUGAUGCAGCAAGACCGCAGGCUCGUAAGGUAGAAACAAGUGAUACUAAGAGCAGUAUCCAUUCUUGCGGGCUUGUUAUAUUUUAAGGGAACACGCGCGUUAUUUUGGUGGCCGUACAGUAGGCUUACGGGAAUCAGUAUCGAAAAUUCCAGGUCUGACUCUGGAAAGGACUUUUGGCUUGUGGACUUGAAGUAGAUACUUAACUCUCAUAUCACCACACCUAGGAGUGUGAAAGGGCACUCGUGAGUUUUGGGGAAGGGGAGGGAACGUGAAAUACUCCUUGUCGUUGUAGGGAUCAAAAUCUGGUCGAAAGCCACCAAUGGGGAACAGAUUCGCCUCUGCUAAGAUUUGAAGGGACUUACCGAUUCAACUUCAGAAAUAAAAUGUGUUUGCACCCGCGUGAAUGACUUCGUAGACUUAAAAUUACUUGUACUCAAUGAAAUAGUCUUUUUUUAAGGGAUCCGUGAUUGUAAGGGAAGUUCUUGAUGCUUUCUAUUAAAUCGCGAUAAUCUUCCUCUCAUACCCUAUGUUUUAGAAGUCAUACACCGUUCCAGAGACGUGAAUUUAAUACUCUUUGUGCCAUGAAGAGGACGGAAAUGGCAUAGGUUUGUCAGUGACUCAUUAAUUUAUUGUUCCUGUGGAACACGUUAUGAUACUUUAUUGUUUUGUUUUCUGUCAGGUCCUGGUUGUUAUCACGGACAGGAAAUCUGGCUCAAAUGUUGGUGACGUCAGGACAGCAGCCAAGCUCCUGGAGCAUGCUGGGAUAACGGUGAUUCCGGUGGCGAUCGGUACAGAGGCCGAUACGAAAGAAUUGGAAAUUAUAACUCCUGACAAAGAGACCAUCAUACAACCCAAAGAUGGAACUUCGGCGACUGAAUUGGCCAGGAUGAUCAUGGAGAUGAUUCGCACAGGUAUCAGGAGAUUAAAUGAUAAAUUAUAAAUAAGAAAGCUUUCAAUUUAUUUCAUUUCCCCCUUGCAGUUUUCUACCUUGCAGUAGAAACGGAUUUGGGAGGAGAGAGUGUUGCGUUUAAUUUUACACAAAGGCUGUGACUUAGGUGACAUAGACUAUUACCUUCCUGAAUUACACUCGAAACAGUUGAAAAUUCCUUUAUUGUCUAGAAACUACAUUGAUCCAAUUGCUUUUCAUGGCUCGGGUGUGCCUUAGAAGUUUGACAAUGACGGAACCAUAAACCCUCUCCCUCCUCCUCUUAAUAUUUCUGGCUUUAUCCAUCUGAGGACUUCAUUUCAAAGCAUACAUUCAGAUCAUAAUUAUCAAGUCAAACUAUGGUUCAUGUCGAUAUUUCCAUUGUUUAGUUCAAGCUAUCCCUGAGAUUGAUCUUGGUUUCGCGUUGAGUGCAGCCAGUACACUUUAUAACGAAACAUUUCAGCUAAUGAAGGAUGUGAUAAACUACAUCAUCGUCACCUAUGGCACCCAGAAAAUACACUACAGUGUCAUUGUGUACAGUGAAACUGCAUCGAUAGAAAUUAAAUUUGGGCAGACACCUCCGUCACCACAGCAACUCAAGACAGUUGUAGAAAACCUCGAUAUUGGCACGGGGACACCAGACUUGGCAGCCGCGCUGAGGAAAGCAGCAGAAAUGUUUGAUGAUUAUGAAAGGAGACCCUUAACCCGUAAAGUUCUUGUGAUCAUGGCAGAUAGUAGUUCUGGGUCUACUGUGGAUGACGUUAAAACAGCAGCCAAGCCUCUUGUGGAUACGGACGUUUUGGUUAUACCUGUUGUGGUCGGUGAAGAAGGAGACCCUGAUGAGCUCGUUAACACGACACCUGACAAGACGAAUGUUAUUGAGACUGGAAAAGAAACGGAUCCUGAGGUGGUAGGAGAGAAGAUUAUGGACAAGAUUCGAGGUAGAAAAAGGAAUUAAUUAUCCCCUUCUCUCCCCGCCACCCCCUUCUCUCCCCACCAACCCCUUCUCUCCCCACCAACCCCCUUCUCUCCCCGCCACCCCCUUCUCCCCCCGCCACACCCUUCUCUCCCCGUCACCCCCUUCCCCCCAAAAUGAAAAAAAGUGGCUAUGAACUCCUCUGUCCCCGAAAUGUGAAAACUAAUUCGCCAAACUGCUGACAAAGCAUCUCUUUGUCGGUCAGUAACUGAGAGUUUUCUGAGUUUUAUCGACUGAAAAGAUUAUCAGUAGUGUUAUUGAAGGAAUUACACUGGUUAACGGCGAAGCGGUGUAUGUGUGAGUGUGUAUGAGUGUUUAUGAGUUUUUUGAAAGGGGGAAGGCUUAAGUCUUCCCACACCAAACUUUGUUGGAAUUCGAUAAUAGGUACGAUGAAUACUGAGUGAACGAACUACACCAGAAGCAUUUUGGUUCAUUUUGUGCAGUGGCCGGUAUGGGCUUGGCCCCCACCCCCUCCUCACAGCCCGCAACUUAAUAGGGAUUUUACUGUAUCUAGAGAGACGUAUUAACUGAAGUGCUUUUAUUGGCCUUUCUGAAGGAAAAAUUUAUGAAUUGUCUCUUUCAGAUGGACCUUCAGUCUCAGAAGUUGACCUCGCCUUCGCCAUUAGCGCCACCGCAACAGAUGCAGAUGAGACAUUCAGCCGCAUUAAAGAAACAACAAAGUAUAUUGUGAAUAAAUAUGGAACAGACAAGAUUCAUCAUGGUCUGUUGGUGUUUGGCAAUGUACCCAACCGUGUUAGGGACUUCAGGCGAGACGCGUUCACUCGAGAAGAAAUGAUACGACUUUUGGAUUCUGUACCAAGAAGUUCAACAGGUGACAUGUUAAAAAUGACACUCUGUUAUGAAGAUUCAUUGAUAUGGUGAAUCCUAGACAUCUUGAAUGCUCCAGUGUCUUGAGCCACUAGUAUCUCGAACUUUCGGUAUUUUGAACCCCCUGGUAUCUCAAAUUCCGGUAUAUUAAACUCCCUGGGAUCUCGAUCUCCCAGUAUUUUUGACCCCUAGGAUCUUGCACUCCCGGUAUUUUGAACCCCUUAGGAUCUCGACCUUCCGGUAUUUGAACCCCCUGAGAUCUCGAACUCUCGGUGCUUUGAACCCCCGUGGAUCUCGAACUCCUGCUAUUUUAAGCCCUUUGAGGUCUCGAUCACGAUUAAUUUUGAACCUCCCAUCCCCGCCAAUUGUAGCUGAAUCCUCCGCUUUUUUCAAACUCCCCGGUAUGUUAAGCUUUUGACCUCUCUGGGGUAUCAUUAAUAUAUCAAAGAAAUAAAGUGAAUCAAGAUUUCAGUCUUCAAUAUCCUUUACAUCAACGGGAAAAAAAAUUGUCACAACACUUCAAAAUCACAAGAAUUCCUUUCAGAUAAAUUUAGCAGACUUGAGUAAGAUUUGAGAUAAACAAACUGUAUUUCCAUUUUAAAUAACGUUCUUCGUGAUGAUAGCGUGGUACUAAAAAAUUCCACACGAUUUCAAUCAACGAAACACUUCUACUGUGUUUUUUUUUCCUUCGGUGGUUUGUCUCUUAUUUUGCAUUCACGCAUUUUAAAGGUAUAUUUUUCGUAUCUCUACUUAGGACCUGACCUUCAGAAAGCUUUAGAAGAAUCAGUGAAGUUAUUCGAAGGACCUGGAGCUCGACCAACUGCUCGGAAAAUUCUGGUCGUGAUAAUGGAUAAGAGGUCUGGUGUCGACGAAAUAAAACUGGGCGAGAUUUCGAAUACUUUGUAUCUGCGGUUUAUUGAUGUUAUUCCUGUUGCUAUCGGAAAGGAGGCUGACAAGAGAGAAUUGACGUUGAUUACAUCAGAUAAAAAUAGUCUGAUUGAAGCUCCAAAAGUAUUUAAACCAGAUGAACUUGGAGAAGCAAUAAUGUGGAAGAUCUUUAAAGGUAUGCCAAGGCAUGUUUGGGUUUUGACCCAAACAGUCACGUGGAUGUUAGAUGAGAAUUCGAUCAAAUUUUUUUUUCUCGUUUGUGCAAGUGAGAAUAUGGGCUAUUUUUUUUGGGAAUUCACUCAGUAUUUCGAUUAAAACAGAGUGGAAUUUUUUUGUGAAUGAGCCUUUUUCACAAUUUUGCCCUCGAACACUGUUUGAAGGCCACUUAGCACUCUCUAAAAAUUUAAAUAAUUGUGAUGUUUAAUUUUGACGGUCAGCGGUUAUGGGUGGCAGCGACUUCAUUUCUGUGGUAGUAAGAUUUCCUAACACUAUCAAAACACUCAGUGCAUAUGAACCUAAUACAUAGCCGAGCGCACCAAUGAGUUCUCUUAAGCUCAGCGGUGAAGCUUGUGAAAAAGAGUUUGUUCUCGAGCCCAGAGGCCUACCCAGACAAGGCUUAUCCGGUUUCCUUAGCAUGAAGGGACUAUGAAUAUCACCACUCUCCCCUAGCUGGGAUGUUUGUCUAUCACACCAGUACCAAUUUAUACUUAAGGGUGGAGAUUUUGAGGCACAUUCACCGGGCCAGGUCUCAUACCCAGACCUCUAGAGGUGGAGUCUUUAGGCCACCGUGUAUCUCUGUGAAACAAACAAACAAACAAACAGAAAAAAAAACAGCAUUUAUCAGAAUUUUUUUGUAUUUCAGUACGCAUUCUACCGGACGUGGACAUGAUUUUGGCUGUGAGCGCCACCGCAAGUAACGUAGCGCAAACUUUGCGCACGAUGAAAGACACCCUGAAGUAUGUGCUUAAUGUUUAUGGGGUGGGAAGCAUUCGAUAUGCUAUGCUGUCAUUCGGUACAGAUGCUACUGUUAUGGAAAGAUUCAACAGAAAGGACCCAUCUGCUGAGGAUCUUUUGCAACUCGUGCAAAGUUUGCCCGCAAGUCAAGGGCUUCCUGCUUUUGAGCGAGCUCUGAGUGCGGCCAAGAACAUUUUUGAAGGGGCGAAUGUCCGGCCAAAUGCUAUGAAGGUAACAACGAGUGUUUCGUAUGCCUCAUUGUGAUCUUACUUUGACCCCUAAAAGUGACCAGCAUCUAAUUUCUCCUUGCAUUAUUACCGCUGAAUUAAGGUAACGAGAAUAAAGGAAAUGAUCACCAACUCAAGAAGCUCUUGAUUGUUGAGCAAAUUCUCCCUGUCAGCACUAAAGGAAAUUUAUGAAGAAGGGUAUGGGGAAUAUGGAUACUGAUGUUAGGGUGUAAAGGAUUAAGAAGCUUGCAGCUCUCAUAAAUCUUCAUUGUAAAAAUUUUUUUCCUCGGAAGUUCGCUUUUUGUGCGAAUGUUUUUAAACCAAAACCAAAGGAAUUUCAAUGACAAGUUAGUGAAAAAGACCGCCAUACCUUUGCGGAAAGCGAAUGACGAGGUUACGAUCAAUUUAAGGUUUGCAUCAAAAUGAUUGAGAAGUUGACUCGAGUUUUGAAAGAGAGUCACGUAGCGCAAUGAAAUCAUCCAUCAGAAAGCGUUCCUUCAGACUUGGCGUGACCUCAAGCGUGACACAAGAGCAUUACUGAAAGCGUGACAUAAUGUAUUUUUUUCCGCCGAUUGACUCCCUCUCUUUUUUUUUUCAGGUUGUUGUGGUGAUCACUGAUGGUCGUUCCGGGUCCACAGAUGAACAGCUCAGGACAGCAGCCAUACCAUUAGAAGAUAAAGGCAUUCACGUUAUUGCUGUUGGUAUUGGAAGUGUGCCGGACUCCAAACAACUGGAGGAAAUUACUCAGAGGAAGGGAGAUGUAAUUACAGGACCCUCCGAUUCCAAUCCAGCCUCUUUAGGGAACAGAAUCAUGGAAAAAGCUUUUGAACGUGAGAAAAUGACACUUAUUUGAUGUUGCAUGAGAUAAGACUUCUCACAAAUACUGCUUGAAAUGAUUGUGAUCAGAUUCCCCUGCAAGAUACAAAGUACCUUGCGCAAUUGCCAACACAGCGGUCAAACGUCGGGCAUGCGCUAGGGCAUCAAUGCAGGGUGGCGGCAUGCCAAUUUCCCGCGCGAAUUUUCAAAGGAAAACAUAACAAGCAAUCGCCGUCUUGCAAAAUAAACGAAAAACGAUUGAAACGUUCAUAGAAAUCUUUGCAAGGAAAGAGAAACAGGGAAAAGGAAAACUCGAAACUUUCUUAACACAAAGCUUAUGGAAGUAUGGGUAUCCUGUUGAUUUACCAUUCUAGUUUGAGCUUUACCGAAAACGUUCUAAGCUUUUAAAACAACGUGACUUGUUGGCUUUUGUGGUUGUUUGUAAUAACUUGUGUGAGACAACUUGGUUCAGACAGCUUGAAAGCGUGCCACCUAGUCAUUGCAACAAUAGUACAUGCGCAGACGUUUGAGCGCUGUGAUAUAAUUACCUCACUUCUGCCAUGUGGGUUCGGAACUCAGUCGGUAGUGGCACCCAACUGAAUACUGGGAUGCACAGGUUCGAAUCCCGUCGAAGCCUGCAUAUUUUUAGUCUUACCAGCGGGACCCUGGGUAUGUGAGUGGAAGAUAUUAAGUCUACUAGCUCUGAAAUUAGUUUCUUUGUUUGCUUUUGGCUUUCUUCUCCACAUUAGCUAGUUCAAACUGUAUAUUAUACUUUACACGCGAAUAAUGAUGUUUCCGCUGCGCUUCCAUUUAUGCAUGAGCCUGAUUUUUUCGUCUUUAUUUAUUUAGCUGUGUCGGUGCCUAUACAAGACAUCGAUCUUGUGUUUGCCAUGUGUCCAGUAUCUUCAACUUCAGACGAGACUUUUAAACUCAUGAAGGAUGCCGUUAAAUCCUUGGUGGACAAGUAUGGAACUUCUAAAAUCCACUACGGUAUUAUCCUCUAUGGACGAUCAGCCGAAAGGCUAUUGGAAUUUUCCAACAAGAUGGUGCCUGAAGCUGAAGUGAAACAGUAUAUUGAUAAUCUGCCCAAACCGAAAGGUAAUAUUCUUAAAGUUUGAUAAAAUAACUUAGACCCUACGCGCGCUCUGAUUAGCAAUCUAGGUGACACUAUGGUAAACUCUACAGUACAGAAUAUAUACUGUACAAUAUUCUGUACAGUAAACUGUACAGAAUAUUUAAAACUAUUCACCGAAGUGAAGGUGGCUAGUGGUGGAUAUUAUGAUAAUAAGCCUUCAACACCAUCCACUGUUUUAUUAUAUACUAAAAUCGUUUAUUUCGUCGGGUCAAAUCUAAGGUUGCAAAAUAGACUUGAUAUGUAAUUCUUACCCUCCUAAAAAAAUGAGUGUGACUUUUUUUUUUAUUGAAAUAUCCUUUGCAGGCGUUCCUCCACUCGCACUCGUCAAAGCUCUGAACGACACCAAAAAGAUGUUUGACGGAGUAGGCGCACGGAAGGAUGCCAAAAAGGUUCUUGUCGUGUUCACAGACAAGAGUUCGGGUGCUGAAGAAAGUGCGCUAAGGUCUUCUGCUACUGUUCUAGAAAACGAAGAAGUGGAGAUUAUCGCUGUAUCCAUUGGAGUGGAAGCUGAUGCGAAGGAGUUAGCUUACAUUACACCACAUACUGGGAAUAUUAUAGAUUCACCAACUGAUGAAAAUCCUGACAAGCUUUCCGCAGAAAUCCUAAGGCUCAUCCUCACAGGUUAGUUUUGUAUUAUAAUUUUUAAUGAAAUAAAAACAUCAUUUCACCUGCGGCUGAAAAUCAAGUAAAACAAUGUUUCUCGAGGGUGAGCUGCAAUGUUGGGAAUUGUAGGCAAGAAGCUUGAAAAAAUUCAGGGUUCGGGGAGAUUAAACCCGCGCCUCCGAGAUAGCAAGGGGGACAGGUUGAUAAUUUUUUUAUUGUUGAACUUUUCCCUAAGAACACAUAAGACUUAACGUAUCAGGUGACUAAAUUCAAAGGUAUCACAACGGCUAAUAAGAAGCAGGGUGAAUAUCAAGUGCCAAUGAGAAUUCAUACGCGUAAGUUUCUAAAGGCACAGAAAAGGUGUGAGUAACAAUUUUGCAGUGGGAUUUAGCUUUGAAUGUGAAUGGCUGAGAGAAUUUGGUUUCAUCAAAUGUGUUGAUGAUGUUAAUUUACCACCGUAAAGAGUUUUCAAAGGCACAGGAAAAGUGCGAGUAACCAUUUUGCAGUGGGAUUUAGCUUCGAAUGUGAAUGGUUGAGAGAAUUUGGUUUUAUCAAAUGCGUUGAUGAUGUAAAUUUACCGCAGUAAAGAGUUUUCAAAGGCAUAGGAAAAGUGUGAGUAACCAUUUUGCAGUAGAAUUAAGGUACAAAUCAGAAUGGUUGAGAGAAUUUGGCUUUAUCAACUGUGUUUAUGAUGUAAAUUUGCCCCAGUAAAGAGUUUCGAAAGCUGAUAUUUGGAGCACGAAGGUCUAAUGCUCGAAAGUUCAGCUCUAGAAGCUUUUUACGGUUUCCAAUUAACAUUAUCAACUCAGUUUAUAAAACCAAAUGAUCUCGAUCUACCACCUACAACGACGCAACAUUACCAUUUUUUAGAAACUGCGAGACUGGUGACAGAGUUUGAUAAACCAAAUCCACCGCAGUACCGAAAUACUUUGGAAACUAAAAAUUUUUCUUAGUGUCGUUGGAAACCUUUCUUAUGAAUCCGUCCUCGAAAUGUUUACAAGAUCGUAA